This is a messenger RNA of Drosophila obscura, 546 nucleotides long. RefSeq lists its product as uncharacterized. NCBI's taxonomy places the organism in Eukaryota, Metazoa, Arthropoda, Insecta, Diptera, Drosophilidae. The coding region runs from base 1 to 546 and encodes 181 amino acids. The transcript is spliced from 3 exons. The record is from RefSeq and is a predicted model, not a curated record.
AUGGACUGCACCACACCAGGCAAGAUUCCGCCACAUGCUGACAAAGGGUCCGCGCAGCGCCGGCAUGUCCCUACGUCGGCUGAGCGGCGGGGAGAGGGAAAGCGAGAGGAAGUCCUGCUGGGCCUUGUCCUCGUCCACGAUGCUGGUCGGGGUGCUGUAGAUGCGCGUCGUUGGCAGAUAGCCAAUCUGCUGCAGAAAGUCGUCGCGGUAGGAGAGCUUGGUGGUGGACUGCGACGAGGUCAGCGGCAGCUGCAGCGGCGAGGCGUACAGCGGCGCCAGCGGCAGUGCAGCGGCCACCGCGGACAGGGAGAGCGGCUGCUGGUGGGCCGGCGAGUAAAGGCCGCCGACGCCCGCGCCCGCUCCCGCGCCAUUCCCAGUCCCGUGGUGGUGCAGGUGCAGAUGUUGCGGUGCGAGAGCGGGGAGCUGCCCAGAUCGAUGCUGGCCGCCGGUCCCAGCAUCCCAGACGUUAGGCUCUGCGUGGUCUUGCCGCUCGCCGUCGCCGUGGCGCUGCCCAGCAUGCUGAGGGCCGGCGAGGUUCGCAACUGA